Messenger RNA from Pelagomonas calceolata, 1144 nucleotides. NCBI's taxonomy places the organism in Eukaryota, Pelagophyceae, Pelagomonadales, Pelagomonadaceae. The record is from the annotation of a GenBank genome assembly.
UACAAUAAUGAGUCACUUAACAAAUCGGCCGGCAUGUUGUCGGAGGCGCGGCCGUAGUAUCUCAACGGCUCGCCACGCCGACGAGAGCAGCAGUAGCGCGCGCGCGACGUCCGCGGCUACGCACGAACUCGACGCGUGCGCGCUCGCCAUCGGGCAGAGCCACAGCGCUUGGAUGAUGCCGCGUGCCGCGUCCGCCGGCCGCAUCGCUCGUAGAGCUCGCCGCGUCCGUCGACGAGAUCAGAAGGAGUGCCGCACGGCCCGAACGCGACGGCGCGGUCCAUCAGACGCUGCCGACGGCCGUCGCGGGCCCGGCCCAGCGGUUCGAUCGGGGCCAGCACGCGCCCCGGCAGCUUCGUGCACGACGACGCCGUACCAACCCAUGGAGAAGAGUCGCGGCAGCGGCUUUCGCUGCCCGCUCAGAGGCCCUGGACUCGCGCGACGCCCGCGGUCGUUGCCCCAGAAGCCUAAAGGGCGCUGUUUGGCACCGACGCCAUCGACGCGGUCGGCCUCCCUCGGAACGCACUUCGCCACGCUCGGUCGCAGGCGUCGCAAUCUGCAGACAUGGCAGACAGCUGCUGGGCGUCGACGGCGUGUAGAGGGCGUCGCCGUGAUCUCCUUCAUCGGCCGGCGCCGCGACCAAGGAUCCUCAGCACCUCCGCUCCAUUCCGUCGGCGGCGACCGGUGGCUCUGAAUUCGCGCAGCUGAAGGUGCUGGGGCGCUUCAGAGCUCGCUGAGUUCGAAAAUAGACCCGCGGCCAUAGGACCGAUCACGCCCGUCAAGCGGCCGGCUCGACGACCGUGGGCGUGCCCGCCGUGUAAACGCGCCGCCGUGCGCCAUGCGCGUCUCCCGCCGCCGCGGCGACCACGCGACGGUUGAGAGAGAGCUGGAUAGCGCUGGUGCAGGCCACGUUGCCGCCGUACAAGCGAGCAUUGCGCUAACGCAAUUGAGCGCCGGCGCGCGCGGUUUCAUUGCUCGGAGAGCAUCGUAGGUGAAACCGCCGAAUGCUCGCGCUAGCGCGCACGGCGGCUAAAAUCGUUGACUGGGCGUUCGUAGGCCUAUUCAAGGCCCCCGUAAACGCCGGCAACAGCGCCAGCGAAUUUGCUGAACUCGCAAAAUUUGCCCGAUUUUUGGCCGAGCCUCGUCG